AAGUGGGAUGGACAAACAUGUGAAAAAGUCUCAGGCAUAUGAAUGAUUAAAUUGGAUUUUACGUACACCUAUCUAAAUGCGACAGGCGUUUAAUAAAAUAAAACUACCAAUUACUUGGAUAAUCGAAUAAUGUGCAGACGUAGCGAAUAUGUACGUAGAGAAGGUCAUACACAUUAUGAUUAGGAUUACGAGUUACAUGAUAAGGUCCUGCAUGGGAACCAUUUCCAUCGUAAAUUAAGCGGUACUUAGCUAAGAAACUAAAAUGCCUCGCAUGAAUUUAUAAAUAAAGUAACGUAGACUUUUCAACUAAGACCAUAUGUAGAAAAUUAUAAACGAAGAAUACUUCAUAAUGUGAGAAACGUUCAUAUUCAGAAGCGUACUUUACAUAGGAUGGCUUACCUCAUGCGACACUUAUAAAUCAUGUCCCUUCUUCAAUUAGACAGUGUUGAGUAAACAGUGUAUAUUAAUUUUUCGCAAUGCAUGCAUCAUUCAUACGUAGUGACGAUGAGCAUCUUGAGAAUGAAAACCCUUAUUCAAUGUUACAGUAAUAACGGCUCAAAAAGAUCCCGUUUAAAUCUGGAAUAGCUGAGUUACAGGGAUGGAAAUUUAUGAAGGGUUCAAAAUCCACGGGUUUAUUCCUUCAUCACUGCCACAAGAAUUAGGCCAAAUAUCGAACCGUUAUAUGUCCAGCAUUCCUUCCAAAGGCGAAGCCCUUUAUGUUAUAAAUAUGAUUGUCACGUUGGAAUAAUUGUCAAUCAGAAACUUAUCGCCAGGGCUGGAAGUUCUUCUCUGACUCUUGCAUCAUGAAAUCAUUUAAUUGCUUAGAAGUAGGGAUUUUAAUAAGUUUCUUAUUUUUCUUAUCCUUUGUUGACGGAAAUCCCAAGUUUAUGUCCCCCGAAAAGAGACAUGAAUUUAGUGGGUUUAAGCUUUAUCAAGUCAGCACACGCUCAAAUGAGGGAUUAAAAGUCUUGAGAGAUCUCUGGGAGGAGCAAGACUCGGAAGAUGAAGGGUUCGAUUUUUGGAGUCCUCCAAAAAUUGACGAAAAUGGGACGGCGGAGGUCAUGGUGCCUAAAAAUCAGGAGUCCGAUUUCCAAAACCUACUUAAUAGUUUUUCCAUGAAUUAUUCUGUGGUGAUUGAUGACAUUGAACGCCUGGUUGCGAAACAAUAUGCAGGCAUGUUCAGGGAAAAAUCAAUGAGCUGGACAGAAUAUCAUUACCCUGAAACGUUGUUUUCCUUCCUUACUAAUCUCGUGUCUACCAGGAAUGGGUUAUAUGUAAACACCUCCACCAUUGGUCUCACAGUUGAACGAAGACCAAUAAAACUCAUAAAAAUUUCCAGUGGUGGUCCCGGAAAACAAGCCGUUUUUAUUGAUGGAGGAAUCCAUGCACGGGAAUGGAUAAGCUCUGCAGUCUCGACUUAUAUUGUCAAUGAAUUAGUUCAUAAUUCCACAAAAUACGAAGACCUGUUGAGGCGAUUUGACUUUUAUAUUAUUCCUCUUCUUAACCCUGACGGCUAUGCCCACUCGUGUAACUAUAAUCGUCUUUGGCGAAAGUCCAGGAAGGCCAAUGAUUUAUUCUUUGGCUUAAUAGGAUGUCGAGGGGUCGACCUGAAUAGAAACUUUGGCUAUUCUUGGGGCGGUCGAGGAAGUGGCAGGCAGCCGUGUUCUCUCAUUUACGCCGGACCUCAAGAAUUCUCUGAGCCAGAAACUGCAGCUAUCCGAGAUUUUAUUGCUAGCGAUGAAAAUGCAGAUAUUGAUUGGACAGCGUACUUCACGUUGCACUCUUUUGGACAGAAAUGGUUGAGUCCAUGGGGUCACACCUCUGUUCUCCCUGAAGACUACUCUGAAAUGGAGAGGGUUGGCAGAAUCGGUAUCAAAGCUUUACGUGCAGUCCACGGUACAAGAUAUUCUUUUGGUUCAACAGCCAAUACUUUAUACAUUGCAUCAGGAUCGAGCAUGGAUUGGUGGAAGGGCGUAGUGGGUGUACCAUAUUCCUACACCCUUGAGCUCAGGGACUACGGUUUAUUUGGAUUUUUGCUUCCUGCUUAUCAAAUCAUUCCCACCGCCGAGGAAACCUGGGCUGGAAUUCAAGCAUCGUUAUUGGCAAUUCCUGAAAAGAAAAAUUAAGCUGCUUACUCCAAAUGUUUGAAAGCAUUAAAUUUACAAGCUUCCGGUCGUACUUAUUUAAGGGAUUUCAUAGGAAUUAUGAACACGGCAUUAGCAUUAAUGGUUGAAUUUGUGUAUUGCGGACCUACUUGUAUGGGACCACUGCCUAAUACCAUUCAAUGAGCUAACGAUAAAUCUCACAUUUCUGUAAAGAUUAUUUGCUACAAAUAAAUAAGCAUGUAGAAUCCUACCCAAUUGCAGACUCGAAAAUGGAUUUAUGAUAUUUUGCAUACACGUGUAUCGUUGCUC
Molecule: messenger RNA, 2414 nt
Organism: Folsomia candida
Lineage: Eukaryota; Metazoa; Arthropoda; Collembola; Entomobryomorpha; Isotomidae
Product: carboxypeptidase B-like
Exons: 13
Coding region: 804-2126 (440 amino acids)
Biological process (GO): proteolysis
Molecular function (GO): zinc ion binding; metallocarboxypeptidase activity
Source: RefSeq, a predicted model, not a curated record